AUUGUGUUCAACAGUGUCCAUUUUGAACUGAUCGAUGUGGGCGGUCAACGAGAACAACGAGCGAAAUGGAUUGAAGCCAUGUCCGACGGAGUAACUGCAGUGAUUUUUCUAACUGACGUCUCUGCGUACGAUAUGAUGCUAGCCGAAGACCACACGGUCAAUCGUCUGCGUGAAUCGAUCAAUCUAUUGGGUCAAGUGUGGACUAAAAGUCCUCUACGAGACAAAUCAAUUAUUCUCUUUUUAAACAAACAAGACAAACUGGAGAAAAAAGUUCGAGAACAGCGCACAUUAUUCGAAAACUUUUUUCCCGAAUACGCGAUAGACUUCUAUUCACGUUGCUCUAUUCUGAAUAUGUCAAUCGGAGGGGGGCCUACAAAUGAUAUGUUUGUUCUCACUCGGCAAUCGUCUUUUGUGUUACCUUGUCUGUUCAGUGUCAUGUUGUGCUCCUCGAAACCGCGCGAAUGGUCGUUCGAACACAAACAGUCCAGCUUCCGUUAUUUGUGUCAGUCCAAUGCGGUCAGCGGCACCACCAAGAUUAUCGUGUCCCGACAGAAUUUGCUGGAUGAUUCGUUCAAUCAGGUGAUGAAAUUGGAGACAUUCGAACUGCGUCGUACCUUGUAUGUGAUCUUUCAAGGUGAAGAAGGUUUGGAUUAUGGUGGUCCUGCACGUGAAUGGUUCUUCAAACUGUCCACGGAGCUGUUAAAUCCUAUGUAUUGCCUGUUUCAGUAUGCAAGUGCAACAAACUAUUCCCUUCAGAUCAAUCCCGGAUCUUCAGUCAACCCGGAACAUUUGCAGUAUUUCAAAUUUGUCGGACGUUUCAUCGCCUUGGCGCUGUAUCAUAACAAGUUAAUCGACAGCGGUUUCACUCUGCCUUUCUACAAACGCAUGUUGGGUAAGCGAAUCACUUUGGAAGAUCUGGAAGUCAUGGAUGAAGUGUUCUACAAUUCGGUCAAGUCCCUCCAGGAAACUGAUUUUGAUGAGGUGGACAUGGAGCUGUACUUCGCUGCAGACUAUGACAUUUUAGGCGAAGUCAAAUCGGUCGACUUGAAACCCGGUGGUUCAGAGAUCAAGGUCACUGAGGCGAACAAGGCGGAGUAUUUGGAGUAA
This is a messenger RNA of Echinostoma caproni, 1107 nucleotides long. The record is from the annotation of a GenBank genome assembly. NCBI's taxonomy places the organism in Eukaryota, Metazoa, Platyhelminthes, Trematoda, Plagiorchiida, Echinostomatidae.